AUGGCAAAAUCAGACAACAGAUAUACUAGAGGACUCAAAAGCAACACAACUGCAGGAAAAGACGCUAGUCGUAAAAGCAAAAGGGACACCGGUAUAUUCUAUGGCGAUGAUCCCAGUGAUGUUUGGAGGGUGACACGUCUUGCCUGUAUUAAUGCAAUGACGAAAACCUUGGACAGUUAUCGGUCCAAACAUCCGGAUGAAGAUUUGCCCCAGAGUUCAAGCUUGAUUGCAAAAUCUUAUGAAGAAAUGCUCCACAAAAAAUAUAAUGAUUCUUUGAGUGGCUAUAAAUUGCGGUUUCGAAAGGAUUUGGUGGCUUUAAAGAAUUCCAAAACUGGUUUUACACACGACCUGCUUUUUGGUGUGAUGAAGGUUGAGGAUUUUAUCAAGCUCGAAGAACGUGACCUUGUACCGCAAAUCCAAAAGGAACAGGAUAAGAAAUUACUAGAAGAUGAAUUAAAGAUGAAAAUUGGCAAGAAUUUGCCUAGCGAUAUAAACCAAAUAAAGAACAACAAGGUUUUCGUUGGUGAGAAGUGGGGAGUGUCAGAGAGUGCAGCCAAAAUAGAUCCUGACUUUGAUGUUGAAUGA
Messenger RNA from Pichia kudriavzevii, 585 nucleotides. RefSeq lists its product as uncharacterized. Bases 1 to 585 code for a protein of 194 amino acids. The record is from RefSeq and is a predicted model, not a curated record. Gene Ontology annotation, biological process: DNA-templated transcription. NCBI's taxonomy places the organism in Eukaryota, Fungi, Ascomycota, Pichiomycetes, Pichiales, Pichiaceae. The transcript has a single exon.